This is a messenger RNA of Notechis scutatus (mainland tiger snake), 3983 nucleotides long. The record is from RefSeq and is a predicted model, not a curated record. Lineage: Eukaryota; Metazoa; Chordata; Lepidosauria; Squamata; Elapidae.
AGGAGGCGUUGCUUUUUGCGCACGCGCGGUGGCGCGUCACUCAAGGCGAGGGGGAUUUGCGUUUGCCAACCUGAGGGUCUUGCGGAAGCUUGACUAAAAAAAUAAAAGGGAAGGGGAGGAUUCGGGGGAAAGAAACAGAAAGCCAAGAAAUUAGUUUUCGCUUUCUGAGGCGAAGGAAAGGCGCUGCCCGGCUCUGCUGGCCUCGGUUUGCUCGGCUGGAUUUUGUCCAUUGUUGACUUGAUCGAGGGUGGGAAGCCAUGGCGAACACAAGUGGGGUGGGAGACCCUGGCCUUUUACGGAUGAGCAUUGCCUCCCAGUUCUUUUCGGGAGAGGAAACGGCGGAGAUUGACACCAUGACCACGUCGGAGAAAGUUGUAGAUUUGCUGAAUCAAGCUGCCUUAAUAGUCAACGAGUCUAAAAUCACAAUCCUUAAACAAGUCCAGGAAUUGAUUAUAAACAAGGACCCUACCUUGCUGGAUAACUUCCUGGAUGAAAUCAUCGCUUUCCAGGCAGAUAAGUCUGUCGAGGUGCGGAAAUUUGUAAUCGGGUUCAUAGAGGAAGCCUGCAAACGGGACACGGAGCUAUUGCUCAAGCUCAUUGCCAACCUGAAUAUGCUGCUGAGGGAUGAGAAUGUCAACGUGGUGAAGAAGGCCAUCCUGGCCAUGACCCAGCUCUAUAAAGUGGCCCUACAGUGGAUGGUGAAGUCCAGGGUGAUCAACGAGAUGCAGGAAGCCUGCUGGGAGAUGGUCUCGGCCAUGGCCAACGAAAUCAUCCAGCUGCUGGACUCCGACAACGACGGCAUACGCACUCACGCCAUCAAGUUCGUGGAGGGCCUGAUCAUCACCCUCUCACCCCGCAUGCCAGAAUCGGAGGUGCCCAAGCGACACGAGAGCGACGUCAGCCUCGACCGGGUUCCCACGGACCACACGUACAUCAAAUACAAUGCCCUGUGGGAGGAAGGGAAGGCAGCGCUCGAGCAGCUGCUGAAGUUCAUGGUACACCCAGCCAUCUCCAGCAUCAACCUGACAGCAGCCCUGGGCUCCCUGGCCUCCAUCGCCCGACAGCGGCCGAUGUUCAUGUCGGAGGUGAUCCAGGCCUACGAGACACUGCACGCCAACCUCCCUCCCACGCUGGCCAAGUCCCAGGUGAGCAGCGUCCGCAAGAACCUCAAGCUCCACUUGCUUAGCGUCCUGAAGCACCCGGCCUCCGUCGAGUUCCAGGCCCAGAUCACCACCCUGCUGAUGGACCUGGGCACCCAGCAGGCCGAAAUCACCCGCAAUAUGCCCAACCUGAAGGACUUGCGCAAACGGCCCCGGGACGAGAGCGACCCCACUUUGAAAAAAAUGAAGAUGGAGCCCCCCCUUGAGGAGGACGACGAGGACAAAGACCUGGAGCAGGGGCCGGUGCCCACCCCCAAGCCCUCCAUUCAGAGCAUCACGCAGUCCGAUAUAGACAUCACAGCCGAGUUUCUGCAGCCUCUUUUGACUCCCGAUAACGUGGCCAACUUGGUGCUCAUCAGCAUGGUGUACCUCCCAGAGAACAUGCCGGCAUCCUUCCAAGCGACGUACACACCGGUGGAAUCCGCUGGGACCGAAGUCCAGAUCAAGCACUUGGCACGGCUGAUGGCCACCCAGAUGACCGCAGGUGGCCUGGGCCCGGGAGUGGAGCAGAUCAAACAGGCCAAAGAAGUCAUAAAAGGAGAGAAGAUAGUCAAGCCGGAAGGCGUCUUGAUCAAGCGACGCCUUUCCACCCUUAACCUCGGCCAGGCCAUCUCCGUGGUGGGAGCUGCGAGCCCGGCCUCUCCCUCCACGGAAGUCCCGCAGGCCAAGCGGCGCCCGGAACCCAUCAUUCCUUCCACCCAGCCAAGGAUGGUGGGUGCCAGCGGCCGCAAGAAGAUCUUCCGCCUGAGUGACGUGAUCAAGCCUCUCACGGACGCCCAGAAGGAGAAGCUCAAAAUGGCAGCUGUCAAGCGGAUCCUACGCUCCGAGAAGGCCGUGGCUUACAGUGGGGCGGCGCAUGCCCGGGUGAAGAUCCUUUCCUCCCUGGUGACCCAGUUUGAGGUCCCUCUGAAGCAGGAGAUCUUGGCCUUCAUCCUGGACGACAUCCGGAACCGGCUGGACCUGGCCUUCGCCUGGCUGUACCAGGAGUACAACACUUACCUGAGCCAAUACCCCACCGGCUCCCUCAACAACUACGAUGAAUGUCUCAUCGGCCUCCUCUCCGGCCUGCAGGAGAAGCCCGACCAGAAGGAUGGGAUCUUCACCAAGGUGGUUCUUGAAGCCCCCCUGAUCACGGAGAGCGCCCUGGAAGUCAUACGCAAGUAUUGUGAAGAUGAGAGCCGGACAUAUUUGGGCAUGUCGACCCUCCGCGAUCUGAUUUUUAAGCGCCCAUCCAGGCAGUUUGAAUACCUGCAUGUCCUGCUGGACCUCAGCUCCCACGAGAAGGACAAGGUUCGUCAGCAGGCCCUCCUCUUCAUUAAGCGGAUGUACGAGAAGGACCACCUGCGGGAAUAUGUGGAGAAAUUUGCCCUGAAUUACCUGCAGCUGCUGGUCCACCCCAACCCUCCUUCCGUUCUCUUUGGCGCCGAUAAAGAUACAGAGGUGGCCGCCCCCUGGACCGAGGAGACCAUCAAGCACUGCCUCUACCUCUACUUGGCCCUCCUUCCCCAGAACCACAAGCUGAUCCACGAACUGGCGUCUGUCUACACGGAGGCCAUUGCGGACAUCAAGCGCACCAUCCUCCGGGUGAUCGAGCAGCCGAUCCGUGGGAUGGGCAUGAAUUCCCAGGAGCUGCUGAAGCUGGUGAAGAACUGCCCCAAAGGGGCCGAGACUCUGGUGACCCGUUGCCUCCACAGCCUGACCGAUAAAGUUCCUCCAUCUCCAGAGCUGGUGAAACGAGUCCGAGAUCUCUACAACAAAAGGCUCCCGGAUGUCCGAUUCCUCAUCCCGGUUCUCAACGGCUUGGAAAAGAAAGAGGUGAUCCAGGCGUUGCCCAAACUCAUCAAGCUGAAUCCCAUCGUGGUGAAGGAAGUGUUUAACCGGCUCCUGGGAACCCAACAUGGUGAAGGAAAUUCGACGGUUUCCCCCCUCAACCCCGGGGAGCUGUUGAUCGCCCUGCACAACAUUGAUUCCACCAAGUGUGACAUGAAGUCCAUCAUCAAAGCGACCAACCUGUGUUUUGCUGAGCACAACGUCUACACCUCGGAGGUGCUGGCCGUGGUGAUGCAGCAGCUGAUGGAGCAGAACCCGCUGCCCAUGCUCCUCAUGCGGACGGUCAUCCAGUCCCUGACCAUGUACCCCCGCCUGGGCGGCUUUGUCAUGAAUAUCCUCACGCGCCUCAUUUUGAAGCAGGUGUGGAAGUACCCCAAAGUCUGGGAGGGCUUCAUCAAAUGCUGCCAGCGCACGAAGCCCCAGUCCUUCCAGGUCAUCCUCCAGUUACCCCCACAGCAGCUCAGUGCCGUCUUUGAAAAAUGCCCAGAGCUGAGAGAGCCUCUGCUGGCUCAUGUCCGCUCCUUCACCCCCCAUCAGCAAGCCCACAUCCCCAAUUCCACCAUGGCCAUCCUGGAAGCCACCAUCAAACAGGAAACGGAAGGCAAAGAGCUUCAGCCCCCGGAGGAAGGGAGGGGCGGCCCGGCUCCCUCCAGGACGAAGACCCUGAGAAGAGAGAGGGAGGAGGACACGGAGCCCCAGCCCCUGCUGCCUCGGGUGUCCCAGGACAUGAUCGCCCUGCGCCUGGCCCAGGAGAAGGCCCUGAAGCGCCAGCUGGAGGAGGAGCAGAAGCUCAAGCAGCAGCAGCAGCAGCAACCGCCUCGCCCUGCCGCCUCGCCCACCCCUCCCCCCGCCGAGGAAUUGGUGGACCUCCCGGAAGAUGUGCCCGAAGCCGAGACCCCCACCAUCUUCAUCAGCAUGCAGGAGGAGGAAGAGAGCUUUGGCGGGGAGAACUCCCUGCUGGAUUUCAGCUUGGAAGGGCCCUGGCCCAACAAG